AUGGCCCAACCUUCAACACCGGGGACUGGCACCCCCACCCCAAUUCUUGCGCCCUCCGCGUCCAGCAACAACUCGGUAUUUACUCCAAGUUCCACAGCUCUCUCUAGUAACACCUUCCUGAUGCCGAAUUCUCCUGCAAAAGAACGCAAAUCUCUAGACAACUAUCGACCUAAGAUUACCAGGACGUUAGGGCAGAGACCAGCUUGCUUGGUGAACGCUUCAGUGACAUACUGCGGCAACAAUCAGAUCUACGCCUUCGGUGGUUUCGAUCAAUAUACAGAUGAAGUUUAUAAUCAUGUUUUGAGAUUGGAUAUGAUCACUCAUCAAUGGAACUUAGUUGAUAAUUACGGAGACAUUCCUGGUGUUCGGAUGGGACACACGGCAACUCUGUAUGAAAAAGACAAGCUGUUAAUUUUCGGCGGAGAAAACGAGCACCGGACAUACCUCUCGGAUUUAAUCAUCUUCGACUUGGAGACAGCGUAUUGGACACAACCAACAGUAAAUGGACCAAUACCUAAAGGAAGGGCACGACAUGCUGCGAUAGUUCAUGAAGACAAGCUCUUUAUUACAGGGGGUAUUACUGGUCACAAUAACUAUGUCUUAGAAGAUAUUUGCUACCUAGACCUGAAUACCUUCACCUGGUCCCGAGCCUGGAAGUUUGUAGGACGAUUUGACCACUCGGCUUAUAUAUGGGGCGAUCGGCUAUGGAUAUUUGGUGGAAUGGGGGAAGAGAUGGAUAAGAUCGGUGAUAUCUGGUGGUUAGAUUUAAAGGGUUGUCCGGCGUUCGAAUCAACUCCAGAUCUUGGGUUAAUGGAUCGUAAUUCUACCAGCGGCAGGCUAAGUGCUGGCUCUCCUAGAUCACAACUCUUCCAUACACCAUCCACCCCAGUCACGGGAAGUACGGGCUAUGCUGCAAACUCAAGUAGUGCACAAGUCAAUGUACCAUCAUUCCAGUUGACAAGUACACCUCCGAUCGCACCGGGAACAAUCUCUUCUUUGCGGUUUCAUUCUGGUUCCGAUAUUCCAUCGCAAGGAUCCGGGACUCAUUUUCACGCUUACACCUCUGGAACUCUUUUAGAUUUUGUCACUCCGGGAUCAACUAUUAGCUUACAAGAAUGUUCGCUAUACUCUCUUGACCUCGACAACUUGCGGUGGCACAAAUUAGCCGAAGGAAGAGAUAUAUUUCGAUUCGGAUACAGGUGGCACUACUGCACAACUAACGGCGAUGGUACAAAGGUAUGGCUACUAGGCUGUCCAACGGAACCCAACGCCACGGAUCUUGGGCCAGGUGGCUUUGAAGAAUACCUCAGCGAUAUAAUGGAGGUAGAUCUUCGUAGAUAUGGAAUAAUUGGGGACAUUAAUGCGCGCGACUCACGCCGGCUUGCGUGUCUUCCUCCUACAGACUCGAACACCGAAAUAUCCUCAAGAGGCCUCGGUGCAGACCUUGUGAAAAUGUUUGAUAUUUCUCCAGAAUCUGGGAGUGGAGCCGACUUCAUUAUAACUGCCAGUAAGGACGGCGAGUCCGGUGAUGAAAUUAUGUUCGAAAGCCAUGAUGAAUCUACCGGCAGCUGGCUAGAUCCGAAUGCAACUACAUCCCCACCAAUUCAUGUCCAUAAAGUUAUUUUACAGGCUCGCUGGCCCCAUUUUGCACGCCUUUACAAUGCUCAGAUGGCAGAAUUUCACACUAAGCGAAUGCAUAUCCCAGAGCCCUAUAACGUGGUGAAAGCUUUCCUGCACUACCUUUAUACUGAUAUGAUUCAGCCGGAAGAACACUUGGAUUUGUCUGAUGUUGCGGGAAUGCUCGUCUUGUCUAAUAUAUACAACAUUCCCAAUCUUCGCCUCCUCUGCGUAAAUAGACUUGCCAAAGAAUUAGACGUUGAUCAUGCUUGUACAAUUUGGAACUGUUCCAAAACUGCUAAUGAAGAGUGGCUUCGCAAACGAGCAGCCAGUUUCUGUUUGAUGCAUUGGGGACGAGUUGUACGCACCCACGGGUUUCUAAAGUUAUCUCGCGAAUCAUUGGUAGAGUUAAGUCAAGAAAUUGACAUGGAAGGCCGUGUAGUUGGCGGGCUUGAAUUAGAGUACGUUGGAGGUCUCGGUGGAAGUCGCUUUGGAGCGGGGGGAGUAAGGCACAAAGAGAGUACAGGAAGUAAUCAAACACAAGGCAACGGCAGUGACGAUGAAAAUGAGGGGAUGGAAAUGACCUAA
This is a messenger RNA of Blumeria graminis f. sp. triticale, 2205 nucleotides long. NCBI's taxonomy places the organism in Eukaryota, Fungi, Ascomycota, Leotiomycetes, Helotiales, Erysiphaceae. The record is from the annotation of a GenBank genome assembly.